AUGGAAGGGAAGAUACUAAACGGCCGGAAAUUGACGGUUUCGAUCGCCGCCGAUAACAGACGUGCGUCGGAGUUCAUAAAGAAGAGAGUUUACAAGGAUAAAUCGAGGUGUUACGAGUGUGGAGACGAAGAGCAAGCAAAAUUAAUGAUGUCACUUUUAAGACCUGGAUAUGAGCUUGAUAAGCUGCUGAUACUAGGGAAUGCAUCAAUGAACAUCAUCAUCUCCUCUCCCGUCAAAAUUUUCGCUCGUUAA
Arabis nemorensis is the source of this 252-nucleotide messenger RNA. NCBI's taxonomy places the organism in Eukaryota, Viridiplantae, Streptophyta, Magnoliopsida, Brassicales, Brassicaceae. The record is from the annotation of a GenBank genome assembly.